Messenger RNA from Alligator mississippiensis (American alligator), 1558 nucleotides. RefSeq names its product ubiquitin conjugating enzyme E2 E1 (gene UBE2E1). The record is from RefSeq and is a predicted model, not a curated record. The coding region runs from base 358 to 828 and encodes 156 amino acids. The transcript is spliced from 8 exons. NCBI's taxonomy places the organism in Eukaryota, Metazoa, Chordata, Crocodylia, Alligatoridae. Gene Ontology annotation, cellular component: nucleus. Gene Ontology annotation, biological process: protein polyubiquitination. Gene Ontology annotation, molecular function: ubiquitin conjugating enzyme activity.
UGUCCGAGGAGGGGACCUGCCGCGGAGCCAGGUGCGCUCCGGCGCCCCGCGGAGACAGGGGAGAAGUUGCUGCUGCUGCAAGCAGCGAGAGAGACACGAGUGGCCAGGCCCAGCCGCACCGAGGAGGAGCAGCCAGACACAAAGGGAGAGCCCCUCUCCUCUCACUGGGAGGAGGCGUUAAAGUCCAUCCCCUCCCCCAGUAUAUUGCUGGUGCACUCAGACCGCUGCUGUGUGAGGUUCCUGUCUGCGGAGCCCCUGGGGAGGGGGAGAGAGGAGGACCCUUUAAAGAGAGCACAACCCAAACACAGAACAGAGAAAGAGACAAACACGCCUAAGAAGAAGGAAAGUAAAGUCAGCAUGAGUAAAAACUCCAAACUCCUCUCCACCAGCGCCAAGAGGAUUCAGAAGGAAUUGGCUGACAUCACUUUAGAUCCACCUCCCAACUGCAGUGCAGGCCCCAAAGGUGAUAACAUCUAUGAAUGGAGGUCGACUAUUCUAGGACCUCCAGGCUCAGUAUAUGAAGGUGGAGUUUUCUUCCUUGACAUCACAUUUACACCAGAAUAUCCAUUCAAGCCUCCAAAGGUUACAUUUCGGACAAGAAUCUAUCACUGUAAUAUUAACAGCCAAGGAGUGAUUUGCCUGGACAUUUUAAAAGACAACUGGAGCCCAGCACUAACUAUUUCUAAAGUUCUUCUCUCCAUCUGCUCACUUCUCACAGAUUGCAACCCUGCUGACCCCCUGGUUGGAAGUAUUGCCACUCAGUAUAUGACAAACAGAGCAGAGCACGACAGAAUGGCCAGACAGUGGACCAAGAGAUAUGCUACAUAAAUUGGAUUUUUGUCAAACUCUUACAUUAUUUGUCUGUGAUGGAAAGAGCUGCUUAUGAUUUUGAAGGGGUGGGGGGCAGGGGUGGGUGCUGGUAAAGAGUAGGGUAUUUCUAUAACAGAUUUUAUUCAGUCUUUUAUUUCCUAAGAUUUUGUUGUUGUAACUUAAGGUAUCUUGCUACAGUAGACAGCUAGAAUUGGGAAUAGCAUAUUUUAAGACUGUCAUUAGUUCAGCAAUAUUAGCUCACAUAUAGUACCGAGAAGAAUGUAAACUUCUUAGACAUCUUUUGGUUCAGUUGCUUAAGAUAUGUAUAAGAUUAAACAGCUUAAUUUUGUACAGGUACAUAUGUUGACAUUUAUGUAAAAGUUCUUUCAAGACUACACUUUUUUUUUUUUUUUGUAAAAAGAUGUGGGGAUUGUGUCCCCUCGGGAGGGCACGUUGGUAUUUAACAAAUCCUUUUAAAAGACUGUCAUCUCAUGAUGUGAUAUGGAGGAGUGGAUAUAUGGCCUCAUAUAGGAAAUGAGAAGUAGUUAAUGUAUUAUUUUAUAAGCCAAUCUACCUUUGUGAAAAGAAUAAAGGUUUUAAUCAGGACUUAUGGCAACCUGUAGUGAAAUACCUUAAGCUGUUUAACUGUAAGGCGUGGAGUAGGAGUCACUCAGUGGAUUGGUUGUAUGUCGUGGGCUACUUAAGUCUGCAUUUGUUACUGUGCUAAUAAAAAAUGUAAAAAAAAUGA